AUGGCAGACCCCAACAACGAACAAGCUAUUGACGUGAAAGAACCUUCCCUGAACAGCUCUGUGUCUUCUAUAGGCCGCACACCUCCAACCGCGCUCAAGCUGGGCUCCAGUCCCAGUCCGGCCUCUUCACACCGCUCGAGCUUCGCGGAACACAUGCGAGGAACGCCCACUUCACCACGCGCGUCACGGCAGCCCUCCCUCACACAACAAGCUCUACAAGACCUCUUGAACAACCCACCGACCAAGGGUGGUGAUGCAAAAUUUCCGGGACGCGAUUGGAAGUCUGUCAGACUUGGGGAGAUUGUUGAUCCUGAUCUGGUGAGGUUUGUCGAGUACGACACCAGCGUCGAGGAUGCGACAAGUAUACUAGUCAAACAUGGUGCUCCCAAUGUCGUCCUCCUGCGCGAAGACCCGAACACACGACAUGCAACCGGAACCUUCGAUUACAGCGACCUGAACGCCUAUCUCCUCCUCGUAGUCGGCCUCGCACACCCCGAGGAAGGCGAUAUCGCAUCCUUCGACGAGCUUGCAAAGAAGGGAAGGGAAGGGAAGCCCAUACCGCUCAAAGAUGUGAAAGAGGUUGGCGGCAUGAAAGAGCCAUUGAUUACCCUCGACGAGACAACGGAUCUGUCCAAGGCUAUAGAAGUCUUUGGAAGCGGCGUACAUAGGGUCUUGGUCGCAGAAGAAGGCACCUCGAACGUCAAGGGCAUCCUUACGCAGUUGAGACUGGUGCAGUUCUUCUGGGAGAACCGAUCCAGCUUUCCAGGCGUGAACCAGCUAUACUCGCAGCUGAUCAAAGACUUGAACCUUGGAUCUAAGACUGUUCUAGCCAUCAAUGGGGACAAGCCUCUUGCGGCGGCUCUCGAGCUCAUGAACAACGAAGGCGUGUCGUCUUUACCGGUCCUAGACGCGCAAAACAACGUUAUCGGCAACAUAUCACAUGUGGAUGUUCGGCUCUUGACAAAAUCCACAUCCCUACCACUACUCCGCUCAUCGUGUAUUCACUUCAUAUCUGUCAUCCUAUCCGAGCGGGGAGUCAACGAUGGCAAAGACUCUUUCCCUGUGUUCCACGUCAACCCAUUCAGCACUCUCGCACACACUGUGGCUAAGCUGGUCGCAACCCGCUCGCACCGCAUGUGGGUUGUCGAUGCACCUUCUCCUGCAUCAUCAGGACCGUCGACUCCAGCAACAACACCUGCAGUUGUCGUCCCUCCCUCACCAAUCACACCACUACCUGGAAUGGCCGGCCCCAUACCCGUCAGUUCGACCGCCCCAACCCAUCUUGCUAGCACUGGAGCCGUUGCACCAGCUAUCUCUGCAUCCGCAAUGUCUACUAUGCCAGGGGCCAGCCUCUCCGGUAGACUUAGCGGCGUCAUCAGUCUUACAGAUAUCCUCAAUCUGUUCGCAAGAGCAAGCGGGCUAAAUCCCCAUGACCCUGAUGAAGCGCGGCGUGCUAGGCGCAGGUCGAGCUCCAGUAGCAUGAGGCAGAGCAUGGACAGCUCAAGGAGCGAGAGCGUGUCGGCUAUAGCAGGACGAAGGAGCAGCGUAAGCAAGAGGGAAGAGAAUGCUCCAACAGCCCAGGGACUAGGUAUCUCCAGAGGACGGGGCUCAUAG
Molecule: messenger RNA, 1614 nt
Organism: Alternaria atra
Lineage: Eukaryota; Fungi; Ascomycota; Dothideomycetes; Pleosporales; Pleosporaceae
Exons: 4
Coding region: 1-1614 (537 amino acids)
Biological process (GO): cellular response to glucose starvation; regulation of mitotic metaphase/anaphase transition
Molecular function (GO): protein serine/threonine phosphatase inhibitor activity
Source: RefSeq, a predicted model, not a curated record